GAAUGCGGGAACGCUCCUUUUUACAUGCUAUUCAAAUAAUGGUUUUGAUGAGCAUAUGGUUUGUUUAAUUGGAUUGAAAAAUAUAUUUUCAAGACAACUGCGCAACAUGCAUAAGGAGUAUAUUGUCCGCCUUGUGAUGGACAGGAACCAUAAGUCUGUGAUGGUUAUCAGAAAUGAUCAGGUUGUUGGUAGCAUAACAUAUCGCCCAUAUGUCAGUAAAAAAUUUGGGGAAAUAGCUUUCUGUGCAAUCACAGCAGAUGAACAAGUAAAAGGCUAUGGCGCCAGACUAAUGAAUCACUUAAAGCAGCAUGCACGUGAUAACAAUGGGCUAACACAUUUUUUUGACAUACGCUGAUAAUAAUGCAGUUGGUUAUUUUACCAAACAGGGUUUUACCAAAGAGAUUCACUUGGAGAAGGAAAGAUGGCAUCAGUAUGGUGAAUGUAUAUUAAAGACUAUGAUGGAGGAGUCUUCAUGGAUUGCAAAAUAGAUCCAAAUCUUCCAUAUACUAAUUUAUCAAAAAUGAUUCGCUAUCAGAGACAGGCACUUGAUGAAAAGAUAAGAGAGCUUUCAAACUGUCAGAUUGUGUACCCAGGGAUUGAUUUUCAGAAGAAAGAAGCUGGUAUUCCUAAAAGGAUUAUCAAAGUUGAGGAUAUCCCUGGUUUGAUGGAGGCAGGAUGGACUCCCGAUCAAUGGGGCCAUUCACGAUUCAGCAGAAUUUUCAGUGCUUCUGCAGACAGUGCCUCAAAUCAAAAACAUUUGACUGCAUUCAUGCGCUUACUUCUGAAGUCCAUGCAUGAUCAUGUGGAUGCUUGGCCUUUCAAGGAACCAGUUGAUGCACGUGAUGUCCCUGAUUAUUAUGAUAUUAUUAAAGAUCCCAUGGAUCUAAAGACCAUAUCAAAAAGAGUUGAAUCGGAGCAGUAUUACGUAACACUUGAUAUGUUUAUUGCUGAUGUCAAGAGGAUGUUUGCCAAUGCGCGCAUUUAUAACUCUCCUGAUACCAUAUAUUAUAAAUGCGCUACCAGGCUUGAAAGCCAUUUCCAAAGCAAACUUCAAGCUGGUAUCCAGUCUGGUACCAAACUUCAGUAGCGAGAAGAUGAAUUUUUAUGCAGCAUGUUUUGCUCGGGAUAUUCCCAGAGAUACAUCUUUUAAAAGUACCAUUCUCCUCCUGUUCCCUUUAUAGAUUUUCUUGAAUAAAUGGUCAAUGGAACAUUCCUUCUAUAGACAAAUUGUUCAUUUGCCAUCUUGUUUUGGAAAAUUUAUUUCGCCAAGUUGUAGUUGAUAUGUUAUUGGAUCUGAAAAUGGUGGUCACUUUGGUCUUUUUCUACGGUGUUUUAUUAAAAUGACUUAGCUUAG
Molecule: messenger RNA, 1354 nt
Organism: Rubroshorea leprosula
Lineage: Eukaryota; Viridiplantae; Streptophyta; Magnoliopsida; Malvales; Dipterocarpaceae
Source: the annotation of a GenBank genome assembly